UUGUAGCAGCAGUGUCUUUAACAGGUGACUGUUUUUGUGCUUCGUUUACCAAUUUAAACAGCGACUGCGAGGUAAAUAAUAAGGAGAAACUAUGGCUGGAGAAGGGGGUUUGCCAAAACUGGACGUCGCUGUAUUAAGUGCUGAGCAGCAAGAGAAACUGCGACAGUUCAAGAUCAAGACCAGAAUCGAUAAUGAGAAGUAUUUGAGAUCCCACCCAGAAGUAGAUGUAUUGAUAGGCGACUUUCUAAGAGAUGUGCUUCUUAAAAGACCUGCUGACAUCCGAGAAUUUGCUGCAGAUCACUUCACCAACCCAAACCUUCGUGCAGUUAUUGGCUCCAAAAUGGAAGGAAACAUGGAGUGAAACACACCCAACAGUCACGGUGCUUCUCCUUUGUGUCUUUAUCUUUACAGAGCAACACAUGUAUGGACUUUAUUAACAAUACAGACAUGGAGAGAUUUGUAUCAGUCCACUAACUGAUGCCGUUAUGGUCAGAUUUCCUAUCAUACUCAUGCAGAAAGCCAGCUUACAGGGAAGGUGGUAACAGCCAUUCCCAAUGAGGGUGAUUAAAGGUUGAUGAGCAGAGGCAGUCCUGUGGGUAUUACACUCUGUGCUGUUUGUCACACCAUGUUUUCACACCAACAUGAUUGUGAAGAGUUCCUGAAGACUUGAGCUUAUGUUUACUGAUUAGAACUACCUUUUUAACCAAAACCGUCUUUGUUGUCUGCAUUUUGGGCCUACAGUUAUUGAGUGGAAAUACUGUAGUCUGCACUGACCUGUUUAUGGACCAAUCAAGAUAUAAUAUAUACUUAACUUAUGUAUUUUAUGAUGAUUUCAUGAAGAAAUUCACAGGUUUUUAUUUUAUUUUAUCAUAUUCCUUACCUUUUUUACAAACAGAUUUAUUUUCGUGCCCUGGAAAAUUUGACUCAUUUAACUCUUUCUUUUUUUGUUGGAUUUAGCAUCUUGCUGCCAUUAAAACCUGCACCUUUACCUGCAGUGGCCUUGACAAAUAAAAUCAAAUGUGCUUGUUUGCCACUCACUAUCCAAAGUUGCCUUUUUGUGAUUGCCCAUUUCCUCUGAAGACACUGAAUAAAGCUCCUACUGUGCGGUUA
Messenger RNA from Centropristis striata (black sea bass), 1110 nucleotides. It is a transcript of the gene riiad1, whose product is annotated as RIIa domain-containing protein 1. NCBI's taxonomy places the organism in Eukaryota, Metazoa, Chordata, Actinopteri, Perciformes, Serranidae. The record is from RefSeq and is a predicted model, not a curated record. The transcript is spliced from 4 exons. The coding region runs from base 92 to 361 and encodes 89 amino acids.